AACGAACCCUAGAAGCUUAGAGAAGGAGAAAGAGGAGGAAAAUGGUGAAGUUUUUGAAAACGAACAAGGCGGUGAUCGUGCUGCAAGGGCGGUACGCAGGGCGGAAGGCGGUGAUCGUGAGAUCGUUCGACGAGGGGACACGUGAGAGGCCAUACGGUCACUGUUUGGUUGCGGGGAUAAAGAAAUACCCGAGCAAGGUUAUCAGGAAGGACUCGGCGAAGAAGACGGCGAAGAAGUCGAGGGUGAAGGCUUUCGUGAAGCUCAUGAACUAUCAGCACAUCAUGCCAACUCGUUACACCCUCGACGUCGAUCUCAAAGACGCUGUCACACCCGAUGUACUUCAAUCUAAGGAUAAGAAGGUCACUGCUCUCAAGGAGACCAAGAAGCGUUUGGAGGAGAGGUUCAAGACCGGGAAGAACAGAUGGUUCUUCACCAAGCUCAGAUUUUGAUUCUCUCUAUUCUUGUUUUGAGUAUCAGAUUUUCUUUUAUUAUUAAAAGACUAAGGGUUUUUUUUUUAUUGCUACUUUUUUUUUUUUUGCAAUUUUGUUUGCAAUGCGUUAUGUUGGGCUUUUAUUUUAAUAUAUGAGGUUUUUUAAUACAUGAGGAAAAUGAAUGCGA
Gastrolobium bilobum is the source of this 618-nucleotide messenger RNA. Its product is annotated as large ribosomal subunit protein eL27. The record is from RefSeq and is a predicted model, not a curated record. Gene Ontology annotation, biological process: translation. Bases 42 to 449 code for a protein of 135 amino acids. NCBI's taxonomy places the organism in Eukaryota, Viridiplantae, Streptophyta, Magnoliopsida, Fabales, Fabaceae. The transcript has a single exon. Gene Ontology annotation, cellular component: cytosolic large ribosomal subunit; ribosome. Gene Ontology annotation, molecular function: structural constituent of ribosome.